Uloborus diversus is the source of this 438-nucleotide messenger RNA. RefSeq lists its product as uncharacterized. Bases 1 to 438 code for a protein of 145 amino acids. Lineage: Eukaryota; Metazoa; Arthropoda; Arachnida; Araneae; Uloboridae. The record is from RefSeq and is a predicted model, not a curated record. The transcript has 8 exons.
AUGGCCACCUGCAUCCAUGGACCAGCUGCAUCCUUGGGAAAGGACAUGGAAGAUAAAGGGAACUUUAAUAUUUCUGACAUUAGAAACUCUAUUGACGUGCUACAAAAUGCUAAUUUUGUGCUUUCGAAACUAAAUGAAGACAUACAUAGAAUCAGAGCUACAAAUAAAAUUAAUGAGUAUAAGGCAGAUAUUUUGGAAGCAAAUGCAAAUGAGCUUGAAAAAGAAAGUGAACUCCUAAGAGUUGAAUUAGAAAACUUAAGAAACCAAAUUAAACAGGAAAAAGAAAAAUCUAACGUUGAAAUGGUACAAAUUGAAAAAGAAAGUGAACAUUUAUGUCAACUUUUUUUUCAAGGCAUGAGAUUCGAUUCCGCAGAAUCCGUAGAAGAAGAAACUAGAAAAAUGCGUAUGGAACUUGAAAAACGUCAAAAAGAAUAUUGA